AUGCCCAAGCCAAGGAAGUCCUCUUCCACAAAAUGGCUGCCGGCUACGUGGCGGCCAUGUUGGACAUGGAGGGCAGGAAGCCGGGCCCCACGAGCAUUCUGGGCACGUCCCAGCUACGUCCGGGCCGCCCUGGCGGCUUCCGGGUCCCCUUCAACCCCAACGCCACGGGCUGCGGGGCCGCCAUGCGGGCCAUGUGCAUCGGGCUGCGGUUUCCACGUGAAGAGCAGCUUGAUGACCUGGUUGAGGUGAGCUUGGCGAGUGGCAAGAUGACUCACAACCAUCCUACAGGCUACCUGGGCGCCGUGGCGUCGGCGCUGCUGGUGUCGUGUGCGGUGCGCCGUGACCCCGUGGAGUCGUGGGGCCGAACUUUGACCCUGAGGGCUCUGCCCGUGGCUCGCCGCCUCGCCCUGGACGGGCCGGACGCAGAGCGAGAGGUGGAGCACUGGGGACAGUUUGUCACGGUGUGGGAGAGAUACCUUCUGGAGCGCAACAUCGCCGAGGAUACCGCCACCACCUCCGCCACCGCCACCACCGCCUCCACCGCCUCAAGGGCCAUGUUCCCCGAGAGCCUCGGGACCCCAGAGGGCCGUGACGAGGCCUACCGGGCCUGGAGCCUGGACGGCUGGGCAGGACGCAGCGGCCAUGACGCCCCCAUGAUCGCCUACGACGCCGUCCUGCGAGCCGCCCCGAGCAUGGAACGUCGGACCUCGGAGGGGGAACCCGAGGGGACGGCCCAGGGCUGGGAGCUGCUGUGCAACUACGGAAUGUUCCACGGAGGGGACAGCGACAGCACCGGAGUGAUCGCGGGGGCCUGUUGGGGGGCCCUCUGGGGUCUGGAGGGGGUCCCUGUGGGCAACAGCGAACACCUCGAAUAUCACGACAGACUCAUCCACGCAGCUGACUCUCUCUACCGCCUAGCCUGGCCCCACACAGCCGCUGAGUAGUCACUCACUGUGUACUCACUCACUGUGUAGUCACUCACUGUGUAGUCACUCACUG
Messenger RNA from Petromyzon marinus (sea lamprey), 999 nucleotides. Lineage: Eukaryota; Metazoa; Chordata; Hyperoartia; Petromyzontiformes; Petromyzontidae. The record is from RefSeq and is a predicted model, not a curated record.